AUGUUUGAUUCGGAAUACUUCAAGAAUCUCCUGAAUGAGACAACAGCUCUGAUAACCAACAAGGCAGAAGAAGGGAACGAUGGAGAAGAGAUGGAGGCCCGCAUAGAGAGCAAUGUCACCACACUAAAGUACCUUGCAAAGGAAAUAACAGAUGAAGAGCUGCGAAAGAAGACAUUGAAAAGAAUAGAUAUGCUGUGUUUUGAACCGGAGGAGUUUGAAAUGAGUGAGGUAAGGAAUAGAAUGCCUGAGAUUAGAAAGAGCAGCGAGUUUUCUGAUAGGAUAGAAAGGGACAUUCUCAAGUAUACCAAGAGACUACAUGGGAAGGUUAAAGAGUUCAUGGAGAGUGUCGAUGUGGACAGCAAGGUACUGGGGGAGGUGACAGACAAGAUGUCAAGAAACCUGAUGGGGACAUCCGAAACAUUGAGGUCCUUGAAGUCAAAAGGUCAGAACAUUCCCAUUCUAGGGAUUCUUACCUCUGUUAUGGUUACUUUUGUUGCGAUGUAUUUUGUUAUAAGAUUUUUGUAG
This is a messenger RNA of Encephalitozoon hellem ATCC 50504, 525 nucleotides long. RefSeq lists its product as uncharacterized. The record is from RefSeq and is a predicted model, not a curated record. NCBI's taxonomy places the organism in Eukaryota, Fungi, Microsporidia, Unikaryonidae. The transcript has a single exon. The coding region runs from base 1 to 525 and encodes 174 amino acids.